AUGGGAGCGGACAUCAGGACUGUGGUCCUUGCAUUGGGGAUCUCCAUUUUCAAACCUUGCCGUCGCAAAGUCUCCUUUCAGGCCGGGAAGAAGGUGUGUUUGUGUGUGGUUGUUUCUAUCGGCUCCUGCAUCUGUAAACCUCUCAAUAACGACAUCCAGAGUGAGGAAGCUGAGGGAUUCUACUCCCAGCUGUCAGAGGAGGACCUUCUGGAGGAGGAAGACUCCAGGAUGGAGAACCUCGUGGGAACCAUGAAGGAGGGAUUUCUGAGGAAACUCAACCUGUCGGACGUUCCUCAGGAGAACAGCAGAAUCAACCCUCCUCAGUUCAUGAUGGAGCUGUACAACAAGUACGCCUCGGACAACUCGGCAAACCCUCAGUCUGAUGUCAUACGAAGCUUCACUGUGCAAGAUGUCCCUUUCUCUGUGACAAACGGCACAAAGACAAAGCACAGGCUGCAGUUCAACGUCAGCAUGCCCAACCACGAAAAGAUCACUGCUGCUGAAUUGCAGCUGUUCUUCUACCCGGACCCCAGGUCAACGGUCCACUCUCCAGAAUUCAAGACCUUUGUCAAAGUCUAUGAGGUGGAUUACAACAAUUUCACAUCCACCACCCGACUGCUGGUGGGCAAAGAGGUGACAGGCUUGAAGAGCACGUGGGAGACGUUUGAUGUGACCACAGCUAUUCAGAGAUGGAUCAGAUCUGGCCACCAAGCAUCUGUUGUUGAUGUAGUGGUGGAUAGGAAGGACUGUGGGGCUUUGAAAGAUGGAGAAGAAGGAGCAGGAUGUUUGAAUAUGAGCCAGUCUGUUGGAGAUAACACAUCAGCAGCAUUGAUAGUGUUCUCAGAUGAUCUUGGGAGCAGGAGAAGGGAAACUAAGAAGGAACUAAAAGAGAUGAUCCUCCACGAGGAAGAAACCAUCUUGCACUCGGGCGCCGAUUGGUACAAAGGAAAUGAGCUUCCCAACGAAAUCCCGGAGGCUCAGCACCCACGGAGAAGGAAAAGAAAGGCAGAGAGGGAGCACUGUCAUCGGACAUCUCUCAGGGUCAACUUUAGAGACAUCGGCUGGGACAGUUGGAUUGUGGCGCCCCCAGAAUACGACGCCUUCGAGUGUCGAGGCCUGUGUUACCACCCGCUGACGGAAGAAAUGACACCGUCCAAACACGCCCUCAUCCAGAUGCUGAUGAACAUCAGGAACCCCAAGAAGACCAACAUGGCGUGCUGCGUCCCCAUCAAACUGGACCCCAUCACGGUCAUGUAUCAGGAGAACGGACGACUCACUAUAAGAUAUCUGUACGAAGAGAUGAAGGUGGCAGAGUGUGGCUGCAGGUAGUCAGGGAGGGUCGGUUUGCUCUGUUGGUAGUACAGAUAAUAAUGCUGCGUUUCAUUGAAGUCAGUCUGAUGAUUUUGCCCUCAACUGUGAGAAAAGUAUCCCAGAUCAGAGGAGAAAAGAUCUUUAUUUAUCCAUAGAAGAUGCAGUACAAAGUAGGAACAAAUGGCAUCAUAGCAUAAGUCACAUGAAUAACAUUUUAUAGAACUGUUGUGAUAUUUCAUUGGGUUAGGUCCAACACUGUCCAAAGUGGUGGACAGAUUUACAGACAUGCUAAGCUGCUAGCAUGGCUCAGAAUGUAAUAAUAGUCAUACAAUGCUUAAAUGAAAUAAACUGUAUUCAGCUUUUUGACAUGAAAAUAAUGCUAUUUACAGUGUGUGCUAUUCCUUUAAUUGUAUUGCUUAAAAAAAAGGAAAAUCCCAAAGUCUGUGAAUAAUUACAAUAAAAAAACAAACAAAGGAAACAGACAUCUUUACAUUGUGUAUUUAAUAAUGGUAAAACAUGUACAUAAAAGCUUACUCGUACACUGUCUGUGUUUAAUGUGUUUUAAUAAAAAUAAAUGAAUGUAUGUCAAAUGUAAAAGAGAAUAAAAAUAAUGAAAUAAAAAAACUGAAACCGUAUUUUUUUUUAAAACCCGUUGAUUUAAUAUAUCUCUUUUAUUGCUAAAUACAAAUGAAGUGUUUUCUGUGAUUAAAACAGCUCAAACAGAUCCAUCAGUAAUGUACAGAAGUGCUGUUUUAAUACUCAUUGCCACAAGAGGUUUAUUUGCAUUGGUCACAAGUGGAAAAUGACUCCCUGCCUCCUGAACACAUUAUCCUAGAUUACUGCUCUGGCUUUCUCUUGGUUUUAAUGUCAUACUGUAUUUAACCAUUGUAACUGUAAUUUGUUUAAAUUAAUAUAUACAUUCAGCAGUUGUCUGUGAAUUAUCACCAUAUGACUUGUAA
Molecule: messenger RNA, 2270 nt
Organism: Eleginops maclovinus (Patagonian blennie)
Lineage: Eukaryota; Metazoa; Chordata; Actinopteri; Perciformes; Eleginopidae
Gene: gdf2
Product: growth differentiation factor 2
Exons: 3
Coding region: 1-1329 (442 amino acids)
Biological process (GO): BMP signaling pathway
Cellular component (GO): extracellular region
Molecular function (GO): growth factor activity; cytokine activity
Source: RefSeq, a predicted model, not a curated record